ACCCGCUGGAUGAGCCAACCAAAGCGGCGCAAGGCUUGACCCUCUGCGGCUACUGGAGACAUGCCUGCUUGGAGAGAGGAAACGACAGACAUCCGAGAGAGCUGCGGAACAGCGUGGCUGGCGACCCAAAAGCAGGACUAUAAAAAAAUGACACUUCUGGUACGUUAAAGGCACGGUUGCGUGAAUGAAGGAUUUAUGGAAAGAAGAUUUGAGCACAGGAACAGGUUCGGCGUGAGCGGCAAGCUUUGAUGUUACAGUGGAUUACACUGUAGAUGUAGGCUCAUUUUUAUACAUUUUUAAUUAAAUUGUGUUGUCACUUUCGGUGACCAAAUUGACACUUGUAGCUUUCAUUCAAGCUUCUAUUUUGGAGACUUUGUGAGUUACCAGAUAUUAUUUUUGAAUCGUAAUAUAAACAGUCGAAGAACACCACAUUCAAUUUGACUCUCUUCUUUGCUCCUUUGAUUCGUGCGUCACACAGCUCAAAUCUCGAGUUGGAGGAGAAACGGAAGAAGUGAUCGAACAGUCGUGUACACGGUGUUCCAUGAUGGAACAUAAUCAUUCUUCACCGUGAGGAUGAACCACAGAACCAGCCCCGCCAAGGCUUACGAUUUUCUGCUCAAGUUUCUCCUGGUCGGGGACAGCGAUGUGGGAAAGGGGGAGAUACUUGCGAGCCUCGAGGACGGAGCUAGCGAGUCUCCAUAUGGCUACAACAUGGGAAUCGACUACAAGACGACUACGAUACUCCUAGAUGGAAGAAGAGUCAAGCUGCAGCUCUGGGACACAUCUGGCCAGGGGCGCUUCUGCACCAUCUUCCGCUCUUACUCCAGAGGAGCACAGGUGUGUGUGUGUGUGUGUGCGCGUGCGAUUGUGUUUGAGUGUGCACCUUUGCCAAAAAAGAGUGUGUUUAGCAUUUUUCAUAAAUAUUUUCUCUCUCCUUUGCUCUCUCUCUCCUCCCCUUCUCUGUCUUUCUUAGUGUUGAGUCUCCAGGACCUGUGCUGUCGUUCCAUCGUGUCUUGCACCCCUGUCCACCUGGUUGACAAGCUUCCUCUCCCCCUGGCCCUCAAGUCCCACCUCAAGUCUUUCUCCAUGGCCAACGGCCUCAAUGCCCGCAUGAUGCACGGAAGUUCCUACUCUGUCACCACCACCAACACCACCCACAUCGCCACCAAGAGGACCGGAGGUCAGCUGCUGAAAAAAAAAAAAUGUAUCCGCCCUCAGCAGCUCAGCCCGGCAACCGCACAGAGCUGCACCGGCAACAGCUGCAAGAUCUCCUAGCAACCGGCCGAAAUAGGAAUAGGAAGUCCUUGGGACAGUAUGUUGUCAUCGAAGGAACAGGACAUUGGUGUUGUUCACUACUGCAGCUCAUCUAGGCUCACCAAGAGCCAGCCACAUUCAAGGGUGUUUUCAAUGAGGGGUGACCCCUCACAGCCCCCCAUAACCCCACAGACCAGGAAGUUGUCACAGGGACUGGAUGUUCUAGGCCUCCAGACCCACAAGAGUCCCACCUGAGCUCCAUGGUGGAACGAAGAUGUGGAAGGAACCUGCCAUGUUCAGAGGCUGUGGAUUGACACUACUGGUCACUUGCAUUGGACCCAAAAGGAAGUUUUGACAACCGAUCGUGUCUGAGCCAUAUGACUGUAUAGUGCGUAAUAUGAUUCCAUGAAUACAGUAUGUCAACAUAUGAGCUAUAUAGUACUAUGUGUACACUAUUUGUGGAUGAUCUGUGGUUAUUUUUGCUCUGUUGCCUCACCCAAUGACACAAAGCAUUCAAAUGAGUUUCACACCUGUGGUCUAAUUUCACAAUGAAAGGAAAGUGGACUGGUAUUAUAAAUGGUAUACUAUAUCGUUGCCUUUUAAACAAAAUGCUGGACAUAGCCUUUUUAAAAUCUGGCUACUGGUUUUACACACCGUUACUUUUUACAGUAAAAUACUAUUUUUGCCGACGUCGUCUGGAAUUUCAAGUCUUUGGAGAAACCAUUUGUAUAAUGAAUUUGUAUGAUAUGUACAGUUAUGACAAUGUUGUUUGAUACUGUUUGUUUGAUGUUGGGUUUGUAGGUGUUUCACAGUGACACAGAUGAUGCUAUUAAGCAAUAAGGCCCUAGGGGUUGUGGUAUAUGGCCAAUAUACCAUGGCUAAGGGCUGUUCUUAGGCACGAUGCAAUCCGGCCAUAUAUCACUAACCCCCAAGGUGCCUUACUGCAAUUAUAAACGGUUUACCAAUGUAAUUAGAGCAGUAAAAGUAAAUGGUUUAUCAUACUUGUGGUAUACGGUCUAUAAUAAACUGGGUGGUUCGAGUCCUGAAUGCUGAUUGGCCGACAGCCAUGGUAUAUCAGACCUUAUACCACGGGUACGACAAAACAUGUAUUUUUACUGCUCUAAUCACAUUGGUAACCAGUUUAUAAUAGCAGUAAGGCACCUCGGGGGUUUGUGGUAUAUGGCCAAUAUACCACUGAUAAGGGCUGUGUCCAGACACUCCGCGUUGUGUCGUGCGUAAGAACUGCCCUUAGCCGUGGUAUAUUGGUCAUAUAACACACCUCCUCGGGCCUUAUUGCUUAAAUAUACCACAACUUUCAGCCAAUCAGCAUUCAGGGCUGGAACCAGCCAGUUUAUAAUUUCAGAUAGAUAGUGACAACACCAAAGACACAGCAGACGUAGUGAGGAUGUCACUGAAUGAACAAGCUGUUUUGUACAGUAAAUAUUACCACUACAAUAAAUUUCACAAACAGGAA
Molecule: messenger RNA, 2728 nt
Organism: Oncorhynchus kisutch (coho salmon)
Lineage: Eukaryota; Metazoa; Chordata; Actinopteri; Salmoniformes; Salmonidae
Product: ras-related protein Rab-40B
Exons: 4
Coding region: 574-1275 (233 amino acids)
Biological process (GO): intracellular signal transduction
Molecular function (GO): GTPase activity; GTP binding
Source: RefSeq, a predicted model, not a curated record